GUACUUAAUGAGCAGGGUGACCUGAAUGGGGUUUUGGGUCGCAUAGAACAAUGUGGAUCCUCACUGGAAGCAGUUUGCAUUUGGGAUGAACAUUCCUCCCCUGCCAGAUUUCUUCAGGUGGGGGCUGACAACAUCCUGUUGGUGUGACCAAUAGAUCAGUUUCAACCCUUCUGGUUCACAAUGUCACAGGUCCCUAUGUGAAAUGUUUGAUAGAUUUCACAGAUUCUUUCAUGUCCCAGAGCAUGUAGUGCAAUAGAAGGUAAAGUGCUUAAUCAGCCUGUUUGUGUUACAGUUGCAGCCGUUGCGACUCACAUGAACUUUGAACUGAACAACCUGGAGCCGACUGUUUGUCUCAUUAACAACGUGAUUGGUUUAAAACCUGAGGCCUUCGACCUGAUCCUCCUGGGUGACAUGUUCUACGACCAGGCCCUCGCCACCAGCCUUCACAGCUGGUUGGACCGUUGCAUCGAAGUCCACGGCACCGAAGUCCUGAUCGGAGACCCGGGAAGAGCCCAGUUUGAGGAGCACGGCAUCCGACGACUCCUGUGUCAGUUGGCUCAGUUCGAGUUGCCCGAGUCCGUCAGAGAGGAGAACUACGGUCUGACCUGCAGCGGUGUUUGGAGCUAUCGUCCUGAACUCUGAGGAACUCUGUAAUUAAUGUACUCAGCUGCAAAGGACUGCAUGAGGUGUUAUGGGAUUACUUUGUAGUUAUACACUCAGGGUCACUCAGUUUUCAUUAGUUGCUUCACCAGUGGUGAAAAACAACUGCCGAUACUUCCUGAUAUUUGUUCAAUACCCAGGAUGCACAUAAACAGUAUAAUAAAGAAAAGUCUGGAUAA
Morone saxatilis (striped sea-bass) is the source of this 839-nucleotide messenger RNA. It is a transcript of the gene etfbkmt, whose product is annotated as electron transfer flavoprotein subunit beta lysine methyltransferase. Lineage: Eukaryota; Metazoa; Chordata; Actinopteri; Moronidae. Gene Ontology annotation, biological process: peptidyl-lysine trimethylation. Gene Ontology annotation, cellular component: mitochondrial matrix. Gene Ontology annotation, molecular function: protein-lysine N-methyltransferase activity. The coding region runs from base 313 to 642 and encodes 109 amino acids. The transcript has a single exon. The record is from RefSeq and is a predicted model, not a curated record.